Messenger RNA from Paramuricea clavata, 39080 nucleotides. The record is from the annotation of a GenBank genome assembly. NCBI's taxonomy places the organism in Eukaryota, Metazoa, Cnidaria, Anthozoa, Malacalcyonacea, Plexauridae.
AUGAGUGAAAGUGAGGUAAGUAUUCAUUGGUAAAAAUUGUUUGUUUGCGUGCGUGCGUGCGUGCGUGCGUGCGUGCGUGCUUGCGUGCUUGCGUGCUUGCGUGCUUGCUUGCUUGCUUGCUUGCUUGCUUGCUUGCUUGCUUGCUUGCUUGCUUGCUUGCUUGCUUGCUUGCUUGCUUGCUUGCUUGCUUGUUUGUUUGUUUGUUUGUUUGUUUGUUUGUUUGUUUGUUUGUUUGUUUGUUUGUUUGUUUGUUUGUUUGUUUGUUUGUUUCAUUAGCUAGAUAAUUAUGCUAUAGUUAUUGAAUUUUAAGAAACUGGCGUUUGUUUGUUUAUUAUUUUUAUUCGAUUUAUAAGCUCGUGCAAAUUCAAAGUCACUUACAUGCCUGAACACAUGCAAAAUAAUAGAAAUAGCCUCUCAAUCGGAAUGGCACAACAAUGACACAAUAAAAUUGUCUUUUAUUUAGGCGCUUGCCACGUAUUUCCUUUUUGGCAACUGAAUUUACUUUUUUGUCACUGAAUUUUGAUCAAAUUGCGCUGCAUGCUCUUACGGUCUUAUUGGUCUUACCUAAUCAGGAUGAGAUAUUAUUAAGAGGAGAUUUUUUUUAUGUUACGUAACACGCUCUCAACCUAAUGCGUAUAAUAUGCCACUUGAGGUUAUGACUAAAUCAAAAAUGUUUAUUUUUCGAUACGUUUCUCAAUCGGCAAACAAACUUAGAAAGUAUGUUUGGUGCUUUAUCUGUAAAAUAAUGCUAAAAUGAAGAGAUUUUAGAUGAUACGCCAAAGAGAAAACGAUGUCUGAAGUUCAGUAAGUUUUGCUUAUAUGGCUGUAAAUAUGACGUCAAUUUUAAAGCAUUAUUGAUAAUUGUAUUUUAAUUGACAAUUUUUAAAUAUUAUUUUAUGUUUCUCAACCGGCAGAUACACUUAAAAAGGUUGCUAACUCUAUAAACUAGAGAAUAAAGCUAAAACAAAGUAAUUUUGAGAGGAACGCCAAAAAGAGUUUAGGUUUUGAACACUUUCCAUCGCAAAUACGUGACAUUGAAAAAAAUUGCCUCUUAAGGCAUAAUCAAACGAGAAUGAGAGUGACUGAGAUCUGGCAGUCACGCGACCUUGGUUAGCAGUUCUUAAAUGCUUUUCCAACACUAUAACACUCAUCAAACCUUAUUUUGUUAAUGUAGAGCUUACGAUCUCUCAUGUAACAAUGCGUGACUGCGAACUUUUAUAAACUCUCAUCGUCGCUUUAGACCUGUAGCCGCGGCAGCAAUUGGGAAAAAUGCAGUUAUGUGAGUGUAUAGGUUCUCUAGCAGGAAUCGAAGCAUCGACCAUGUAUUUUCGGUGCAGCCUUCCACCAGUUUAAUAUACUUGAAGAGUUUUGUAGCUGGAAAUUUCAAGUGUAAAUGUUAUGCUUUUAUUAGACCUAUAACUAUAGUUGGAAAAAAUGCAACUGUAGGCCCGUAACAGGAAUCGAACCUGCCUCCCUGUCAGAGUUAAUUUCAAUAUAAUUCUGAAAACUUGGUCUGACAUUCUGUCAGACCAAUCCAUGGUUUGGUCAAUCAUGAUCGGACACUUGAUUAUUCUCUUGAUGAGGGAAAUUGUCACUUGUCACAGUACUAUAAAUCAAAACCGUAACCGCCAAAAGUCCAAAACCAUAUGUUCAUAUGCCUAAUGGUUAAUUGAAUUACACAAUAUCAACGUAAACUUACUCAGUAGCAGUAUAUAAUAUAAAAUAUUUCUCUUAACAAACGAGAUGACAUUGUUAUUGUAUGGAUCGCGACGAAGUCUGAUUCCGUGAUUGUCUAGCUGACGGAAUCUUUGUUUUCAUGUGUUAAAGAUUACAGAUUUUGAUAAAAAAGAUUUGCAACAAUAAAGGAAGAAAUAUUCAAAUUAAUGAGACAAAACGAUCGGCCAUAAUGUCCGUGCAGAGUAAUCAGUAGACGGCCAUAUGAGCAUUUUGCUAGGCUAAUGGCAGGUGGCCGACCGUUAUAUUGAUUCCUGCUCCCUGUGACUCCCUGUCAUUUGGGCAUCUCACUCGAUAGAACGAAUUGUUAAGGAGGCUCCCUACAGUUUCCAAUAUAUAUCAGUGUUUUAAACUAAAAGCUAAAAAAACUAAUUUUCCCCACAAACCAUUGUUUCCUCUUAUGUAAAAAAGUAAUUUUAACCCACAAUCGCUACUCUUCAUGUUAGCAUGACAACAUGACGUCACCAUCUAGGCCAUCCAUGACGUCUCCAUCAUGGCCUAAAUCAACCAAAAACGCCGUCUUAGCGGACAAAUAACCACGGUGACCUACCUGUUUUAUUGGAGAAAAUACAUUGUUAUGAAGUUUUGAAUCUUUUUUGAAAGUUAUUUGAAAAUCGCCAGUGUAGUUUUCGAGAUACUGAAUUUUAGCCUUUCCAAAGGCUAAAAUGCAAUCUUAAAGGCUGAAAUUCAGUAUCUCGAAAACUACACUGGCGAUUUUCAAAUAACUUUCAAAAAAGAUUCAAAACUUCAUAACAAUGUAUUUUCUGCAGUUAAAAAGGUAGGUCACCGUGGUUAUUUUAUUUAGGACAUAUAGAUGGUGACGUCAUGUUGUCAUGGUAACGUGAAGAGUAGCGAUUGUGGAUUAUAAUCACUCUCUUAUGUAAGAACAUAGACAAUCCAGAAGACAUUGUCUUCUGGAUUGUCUAUGGUAAGAAGAAACAAUGGGUUGUGCAAAAAAUUAGAUUUUUGAUUCAAAUAGCUUUUAAUUUAGAACGCCGACAUAUAUUGGAAACUGUAGGGAGCCUCCUUAUUACAGGGUUUUGUAGAUGGAAAUUUCGAGUGUAUUUUUUAUACAUUUAUUAGACCUGAUCUGGACCAAAAAUCCUGAUUUCUAUGAUGUGAAAUUUUUGAGUAGCUUCGUGUACCAUUAUUAUAGUUAUUUGGAAGGAUUGAUCCUGCAACAAAUUCCUGGACGGAUGGCAUUCUCGUAAAAUGUGCUCGUAAUGCCCAAGCUGUAAAAAACGCAUCGGAAAGUUUAGCGUCAAAAAGCAAGCAUGAGCAGGUCCGUGAUUUAACAACAAGAAGUGGUUAUCAUCAGUGGAUUGUUUUAGAUGGACCACUGGAUCAUGGCUGUGUUGAUCAAAUGAAUUCACUGCUUGAUGACGGUCGAUCACUCAGCUUAGCUAGUGGAGAGAUUGUUCCUUUUUCAGGUGAGUAAAUUGUAAUUUCUAAUAACCAAGACCAACAACCAAAUGCAACAGAGUGAAUGCACUCUCUUCUCGCUCUACUAUCAACUGGCUGGUACCCAGUCCCUGAAAUGAGGAUUGAAAAAUAACCGUUCAUGGUGGGAAUGACCAAGGCUCAAAUAGUUCGAAAUCCUGCUCUGUAGAUCACAUAAUUUCCCACUCCGUGUGUCCGAUAAGCACUUCUAAGGUCAAUAGACAAUUCCCAUUAUAGACUAAUUUUAAAACUAGGCAAGGAGAUACAAAUAAAUCACCACAGCUAAAAAGAGCAUACUAAAAUUAGUAAAAUUGCAAAGUUUGGUUGUGAAAUGUUGUAUAAUGCGGAAAAUAUAGCCUUGCACAGUUUGCAAAUUUUGUAUAUACUUUUGUAUUGCGUGCGGAAAUUCCUACCACAUUUGGGGCCAAAUGUGGUAGGAAUGUGAUAGGAAUCUCCGCACGCAAUACAAAAGUAUACAAAAUUUGCAAACUUUGCAAGGCUAUAUUUUCUGCAUUUUACAACAUUUCGCAACCAAACUUUGCAAUUUUACUAAUUUUGGCAUGCUCUUUCUAGACGUGGUGAUUUAUUUGCAUCUCCUUGCCUAGUUUUAAAAUUAGUCUAUAAUGGGAAUUGUCUAUUACGACCUAAUGAAAACUAUAUUAACUUCACAAACAGAACUUAGUUAACUUAACAAAGUUUGACAUUAAAAAGUGUUAUAAAGAUGGUUGACAAGUCUGUACCAUAAUUAACGCGUGCAUGUGCGUUAAGCGCAAGAAGAACAAAAUACACGACAAAAACAGAAAUGCUGUGAUGUUUUCACACUUUGCUCUAACUCCAAGACGAAUUUAGCGUCUCUUUGUUUUACCAUAUCCGAGAGAUAUGAUUUCUUUCGUAUCUCGUCCUAUACUUAUUGACUUUAUCGCACUGGUGUGAACCAGUCUAAAAUUUUGUAAAGUCCGUAUCAAAGUGAAAUAUUAGAGAGAUUCAGAUUUGACUUCCACUACCGCUACCAUUAAUGGACUAUUAACCAAUCAGAUGCGUUUGAUAUGUCCGAUCAACCAAUCAAAUGUGUAUUAAGCCAGUGAGAGGUAGCGGUAUAGUGGAAGUCAGAUCUGCUCCUCUCUAAUAUCUGCAAGCAUUAUUUAUUAUACAGGGUGUAUAAAAAAACCUACAAACCCUUUGAAAUACAAUGUUUUUAGAAUUUGCAUGAUUCAGAACUAAUUGAUCCCAAGCGUGCGUAAACACAAUAGUUGACCCAUUCGCAGUCGAACUGAUAAUUAGUUUUUCUGCAUUACAAAUACAUUUGUGUUACUCUAAUGUCUAUCAACGCGGUUAAUUAGAAUGUAUUUUCAAAUCCCAGGAGCAAAAUAAGUAGCACAGACAUUGAAAUGCUCUUAAGCAGCAGAAUUAUGCAAAUUACAGAGCUUGCAGGUUUUUUGAUACACCCUGUAUUGUAUUAAAUCUGAUUAUUCGUCAAUUUUCUUCAGAAGCCAUAAAUUUCCUUCUCGAAGUGGAUGACCUUCAGAACGCUGCCCCGGCAACAGUCUCACGAUGUGGUAUUGUUUAUUGUCCUGAUGGUACAGUGGGCUGGAAGAGCAUGUUUAAAUCAUGGUUGAAAGGAGCACAUGCAACAUGGAAUAUAUCCAUUCGAGGGUAAGUGAUGAACCCUUUCACUACUCAACUCAUUGCAAUUGGUUCCAGUGGAAUCCCAUCCACUCCUUGUUUUUAGGGUUUGAAAAUAUUACACCCUUGUGCCAAUAGAGUAGUUUAUUUUGUGCAAAAUCCCAUGAUCACGGCAUAGAAAGACACUUGUACAUGUUCACUAUGCUUUUCGUGUUCAGAGUUCUGAAUUUUUCUGUUGUAAGUUUUGACCUUCAAAUAAUUCAUUAACUAGAUUUUCUUACGCCAUGUGACCAGGCCUUGUCCGCCAUUUUUGGCUGGCAACCCGCGCAGCAACAAAGGAUGAUAACAAGUGAAGGAGCGACGAUUCACUUUACUGAAUUCAUUCGCUUGUUGCCGUCUACUUUACAGUGCUGUGCAAUUUGCCACCCAAAAUGGCGAAUAAGGCCUGGUAGCAUGGCGGGAGAAAGGCUAAUUAGUUUUCUUGUUUCAGUCUUGGUAUUAUUUCUUCCCUGAUGGACCAUUGUGUUGAAAGGACUCUUACAUUUCUCAGCGAUCAUUGCACACGAAGUUUGUACUCAAACUAUAACGACAAGCAAAUGUGUGUAGGCAGUGCACGGGGGGUGCACGAGAUCCAACGUAUGCUUACCAUUCUCUCAUCACUCUUUGAUAAGUACAUCUUGAGAGACAACGAUGAAACACUUGAUAUACUAGACCAUCUCAACAAUCAGCAAUAUUCAAGAUCAAGUUCAAGCAGCGAGGCAGGUAGCGGAAGAAGCAGUAGUAUACCCGCACAUGAUGCUAACACGGUCAUCAGUAGUUUUACGUAUGCUUAUAUUUGGGCAUUUGGAGGAGACCUACACGAAAAGUAAGUCGAAUAAUUGUUCCCUAAUAAGGUGGGUGAAAAUUUCGCGAUACGUCCCACGAUUGAAGCUCAUCGUAGUUAUGAUCAUGCUGUCAGUGGCGUAGCCAGGGAGGAGCAAGAGGGGCUCUACCUCCUCCCAAUGGACAGAAGGCUGCCCUUGUGAAAAGCUGAAAUCCGGGCAGGAAUGGGGGGGGGGGUACGAUAUGUGAAUAAUGUGGUCUUCCCUAUCUAGAAUGUCUAUGAAUGAAGAAGUCUAUGAUUGUUGAAAGCAGAUUUGCACUUGAAAAAACCUUUGCAAGCACAUUUGAACUUGAAAGCCCCCUACAUUCCUUGCUGCCUUUGGCGCUCGCAUUGGAAAUGCCAUAAAAAUUUCGACCCCUCAAGUUUAGACACAAACAACGCGAUUGCAUGCUGGUGUGACCAAACGUAAGUUCAUUGGGUUUUCCUCACUUUAAGCGAAUUUUGAACUUCAUUGGUUAAACCAAGUUUUUGGACUUUAAUUUAUAAUCUUGGUACGGACUGGAAUUGGACUACUUUUGCACCCACCGGUUCUCGAACAAAUGUGAAAGGAAUCAAACUAACCUGAGGCCGAAAAUUGUUAUGUACCUUUGCAUGCGAUGUAGUUAUCUAGAUUUUGAGCAUCUCACUCGAUAGAACUUACAGUUGAAGGGUUUUUGUAGAUGAAAAUUUCGUGUGUAAAUUUUAUACAAUUCUAGACUUAACCAGGAGCAACUGCGAAAAAUGCAACUAUAGGCCAACUCGCAGGAAUCGAACCUGUUGCUCUGCGAUUCUGGGGAAAUGGUCAGCAAUGUGCUUCUCUGUAAAUCAAAAUAGUUUAAAGCAUUGUAAUUUAACUUUCUUAUUCCUAACUGUUUUAGUUGUGUUGAAGCAUUUGAUGAAUUUUCCAAAGCCUUGCUAUCCAGUGGACCUCAUCCUCACAGCAGUUUACCACCAGUGACUGUCUUUGAUUACCACCUCGAUUUUCCCACGGGAACUCUACUAUCUUCAACUGAUAAACUGAGUGGAAAACCUCGUGUUAUCGCAUCGUCAUAUGUUGUUGUACCGAGGGUAUGCUAAGUUAACCAUCUCUCACCCUAAAUACCAAUGAAUGCCAUUUUAUAUUAUCAAAGUUUUAGAUCCAACACCUAUUUGCAAGACUGGUGAAUUCUGCAGCAGAAUCUGCUAGUGAGGCAGCAUCUUCCUGAGUCGUGGUACAUCAGUUGGAGUUUGAUUUCAGCAUCCAUUCUCGUCCCCACUAGUUCUGGUUCGCUUGGUGAACUCUAGACCAUGCCUACCUCGAUUCAAAGAUUGGCUACAUGUACCUCCACAAAAAUAAAAUCUACAUGCAUGCCUAUUUGUUUUUCACGAUUAAUUUGUGAUUCACUACUUAUUCUUUCUCCCUGAAAUUUCUUUAGGACGAGGUUUACUUCUCUUUACUGGAUAUUUUACUGUCUGCAAAUAAGUCCGUUCUUUUGGUUGGACAGCCUGGUUGUGGAAAAUCAUCAUUUAUGCAGGUACGGUUCACUAUUUUGUGUGCGAAUUUCCUGAUAACUUCACUGCAGACGGUGAACUUAUAUUGAAUUUCUAACUGCAAUUGUUCAACAAUAAUACUGUUGAGGAAAAGUUGUUGGCCUUAUUUUGUCUUACAAUUUUCCCCUCCACUGUAUCCCUCUUUCUGAGAGAAACGAAGCAUCACAAUAAUUGUACACCAUUUUCGCUAUCAUUUUCGCUAUCAUACAACAACAUUGCAAUAGCAAACAAAUCCCGACCAUGAUCAAGCGGUAUUUUCAGCGUACACUCAGAUGACAGGAUGAGUCUUUUACUCUGUAGUAAAAAUUCUACACUUUGUAGAAUUCAGAGCCUUUGUUGUACUGUAGCAAGCCUAUAAAUUGUUCCCUUAGGCAGGUUGAAUCUAAUUUUUUGUUAGCCAAAACGAUCAAAAUACCCGCAGUCCCGCCUAUAUAGUGCAUUAAGUAUUUGUUGGUUUUCCUCCUUGACACUUUCUUUGGUCGUCAUUUUUUUAUAUAUAGAAUCUUGUCAAUUCACGCUAUAAAUAUGUCCGAUUGUCCUUGGCUCAUGGUAUGAGCACGCAAUUUCUGCAAGAAAUCAUUGAGUCAAAGGUUCAGGGUUCGAGACGACGAGAAUCUGUGGGCAACAACCUCGUAAUGAGUUCACCAAACACACGAAAUGUAUUCUUCUUGGAUGACAUGAACAUGGCUGCAACAGAUGGAACAAAUAACCAGCCCUCCGCAGAACUUGUACGAAGCUUGAUAUCAUUAGGUAAGUCUGAAUUACUGCACGUAUGUGUGUUGUGACAACAUGAUGGGCUGGGAUCGAGUCUAUAAGCAACCGUGGUCUAAGUUAUACACUAUAAAAGAGGAAGUUGAGAUUUUGCCACGUUCAACAUACAUUUCUUUGGGUUAAAAGAUAAAAUAUAAACACUUAAUAAUACUCUUAUUGGAUUCCGGUCUAUAGACCCUUGUUGGACCUCUUGAGAUAACAUACAGGUUAUAAUUGAAUGAAAUAUUAGUUUAGGAAAUGUUAGUUUCGAUUUUAGUUUUGUUUCAAUCAACUCUUGAGUACGAAUUGACGAAGAGUUCAUGUAUUGAAAUUUUUAUGUUCCAGGCGGCUUGUAUGACAGACAAAGACUGUGCUUAAAACCGCUGGCUAAUACAUGUAUCGUUGGCGCAGCCGUUCCUCCUGGCUCUCCUGGUGUUGGAGGUGGCGUGAGCAGUUUCGCAAUAUCUCCACGUCUUGCAAGGAUCAUGACUGUGCUGUCAUUUCAUGCUCUGUCUACAGCUACACUUCAGUCUAUUUAUUGCAACUUGGUUCAAACAUGGCUUGAAGAUUUUCCUGCCUAUUCAUUGACACACCAUCACCAGUUGGCGAAGGUAAGUCAUGCUUUGUGGAAAAAAUAAUAAAGGCCAAAUUUGAGAUUUUUAAAAAUUUCACUCUCAAAUGAAGGGUAUUUUGCAACUUUGGACUAGAUUAAAGUAUGCUAGACAAAAUUUCAAUUUGCAGCAUGUGAUCAAAAUAAGGAAGUGCGAUUGGCUAAUUUCCUUGCGAUUUACCAAAUGAACGAGACUUACUUUUUAAACUAUAUAUCAUGCUCAAUUGACCACUUGCGUAAUAGACUAAAUUUUGAUCUCAACAAAAAUUUCAUCACAGCUUGAAAGAGCAUCACAAAAUUAGUAAUAUUCCAAAGUUCCGUUGCGAAAUGUUGUAAAAUGCGGAAAAUAUAGCCUUCCGAAAUUUUCAAUUUUCAGUCAUUUUAGAUUACAAACGGGAAAUUGACAGCCCCAAACCCUUCGAGUCUGUCAAUUUCCCGUUUGUAAUCUAAAAUGACUGAAAAUUGAAAAUUUCGAAAGGCUAUAUUUUCUGCAUUUUACAACAUUUCGCAACAAAACUUUGGAAUAUUACUAAUUUUGUGAUGCUCUUUCAAGCUGUGAUGAAAUUUUUGUCUAGACUUGUUUAAAUCAAAAUUUAGUCUAUUACGCAAAUGGUCAAUUGUGAAAUCGCAACAGCUGUUAUUAUAAUUGAAUACGUCUAUGCUACGGACCAGCGGUAUCUGCAUUAUUUUGACAUGGAGACGAGGCUAUAGGGUCAUGCUUUGUGUUUUUUGACCCUUUAGCCUCGUUUUCGUGCGUACUUCCACUGAGAUACCGCUGGUUCGCCGCAGCGGCGUAUUCAAUUACGAUAACAGCUAUUGGUCAUGCACAAUUUUGAGACACAUAAUUUUUUUUCGUAGGUGAAAAUUUAACCUGCUGUCUUGGUUUGUGUAUUUCUGCACGAUGAAUUCAUUUCACAAUUUUAGAAUAUAAAAUUUGGAUUGAUCCGGACAAGAUUUCUGGAAAACUAUUUCCGUGUUACUUUGUAAACCAGCUGUUGAGACGAUUGCUUUGACGUUGUUGGCCCUGCAGAAGAACGGUUUCAGCUUAACUGGAACUAAAACAGUCGCACUCAAACCAUAUAUAAAAGAACAGCGUUAGCUAAAAUAUUAUCUGAAAUAUAAUCAUUGUUUUCCAGGCUAUAUCCAGUUCCACGAUAAACUUGUUUGAAAGAAUAUCCGAAGACCUUCGUCCAACUCCGAUACAUCCGCACUAUAUCUUCACUCAACACGACAUGGCUCGGGUAUUCCAAGGCAUGAUGAUUCUCUCCUCAAAAACAAAGACACGACCACGGGCCAAAGCGAGGAAGAAAGAGAAUACCAAACAGAAAACCAGUAAGGAAACUGGUGGUAUUCUGAAUCAAAGUCACGAGGAUGUGGAAAGAAAAAACACACAAGAAGAGAAUAAAAUUCAUGAAGAGAAAAGGUAUACGAUUUAAAGAAUAUUCGGAAUAAAUUUUGAGUUUGCCAAAAUUAGAAAAAAUAUCCCAAUUGGCUUUCUCACACAGACCCGUAUCCGCCAUUUUUGGGGCGCUCUUUUCCCACGUCGGAGAACGUAGACAAUCUAAACAAUGUGUUAACUGUAUAUUUACAUUAUACACACAACUACACUGUUAUAAAAAAUCGCAUUUCAUGGUGUUUACACUCUCAGAUUUGGGAGAAACAGUACCCCAAACAUGGCGGAUAAACUAAUUGACGUACUUUUCAAUUUGUUUUUUGGACCGACAUCAGCGUACGAUGGGCAUCAUGGAAUUAUUUGUCUGUUAGGUUUCGAAUGUACCUCAUGCAUGUUUAUUGCUCUUGACAAAAAGGCAUAAUUUAAAAAAAAAACAAUUUGCAAAACUCGAAAAGAAGCAGUAAAUAUUUUUCCUCGGCAAUAUGUUUCCUACCAAUUUUUUGUAAAAUUUUAAACGAUUUUGAUCAUCUUGAUAACACUUGAAAAUUUGAACCAUUUCCAUACUUUGAAUUUCUAGGUUUUUUUAGAAACUUCCACGCAUUUUCUAGAAAAUUUUCAUAAUAUGGAAUUGUGCAAAACUUUGGAAAUUGAAUUUUUAGACUUUUUAAAGUAAUUAAUCGUAGUUUCCACAGUUUGGAAGUGUUUCAAAUUUUCCAGUGUAGAAGUGAACUUGAAAAUUCAUGUUUUCGGUAAGGUGGUACUUUUAUUACUGCAGUGAAAGCAUACACCAAGUAAAUCUUACAUGGAGUUUAGGACGGGGUUAAAUGGAAUCUAUUUCGACUAGUAUUUGGUAUAUGCUGUUAUAUGAACUUUUAUGAGUACAUGUAAUAAUUUUGUAAUGAUAAUACAGUAUGUCCACCAUAAACACAUGUCCUCUUUUGUGUCUGCAUCUGAGUAGUGAACGUAUACUGUCGUAUGUAUAGUAGCUGUCAUCAUUACCUAUACCAUAUAACAGGGCUCUAAUUUUAUCGCGGAAAUCACGGCAAUUGCCGUAGAGGGAGAACAAAAUGCCGUGGAUCAUUGCGGCAACGACGGCAGUUUUUUGCCGUAUAGUGCAAUUUUUAUACUAUUCACUGUGCAUUACUAUUUUGAUACUUGAAUUCAGAUGUUGAUCAAAUUAUGCGUAAAUCACUAGUUUAUUUUAGUCUCAGUUUUCUUAAAAUAAAAAACACUAAAGAAAUACGUAGACAUGUUUCUAGCUUGUCAAAAUCCAAAGUAACAAUAAAAUUAAAGUUUCAUUACAGUAAUUUGAAAAAUGCCGUGGAAACUGUCAAAAUUGCCGUAGACAGCUGUUACGUUCUCCGGCAAUUUUUAACGCCAUUGCCGUCGAUUGAUUUCAGGGAAAUUCGAGGCCUGCCAUAUAAGCUAUGUUUGCUAGUUUUAAGUCUUUCACCACAAAAUCAUUUUAAUUUGUUUUGCUGUACUUAUUAUUAGUUGUCUCUUUUUUGUAGUUUGCCUGUGGUAGUAAAGAAAGAUACGUUAGUUUCAAUCAACUGUAAAACUCCAGCUCUCACCACACCUUUGAUCCGUGUUAUACUUCGUCUCUGGUGCCACGAAUGUACCCGAGUAUUUUCCGAGAGGUUGAUUGGCGAGGAUAAGCUCUGGUUCUCAUCGACCUUGCAUAGCGUGGCUUUGGAGCAUUUCUGUGAAACUUCGCUAGAUUCAUCAUCGGAAGGUACAGUUCAGUAUAAAUAUUUUAAUAGUGAACUUUACUAGAGAGUUAAACGCGAUGUGUAAAACUUCUAUUUCACGCCUGCGAGUGACAUAUCGAGUUAAAGCUAUGCAGGUGGACGAAAUAAAAUGCUGGGCAAAUUCUCUCAAUUUAAUUACUGUGAAUAUAAAUAUGUACACAUAACUCAGAACUUGCGUUGCAAGUUGCAAAAAUUGCUUCAUGUAACACGGCCUUCAGUUUACACCAUCAAAUCAGUUUACAUCAUCAUUAUUUCAAAAUAUGAUUUGAUCGAACUGUGACAAACUAGAAUGUAAACCUUUCAAAAAGCACAACGAUUUUAAUUCAAACAUUUCUCAUCAAUUUUUUUGAUGCACCGUUGCCGCAGUAACGUAUACUGUAUGAGCCAUGCAGUUUCAACACUUUCAAUGUGUUUGGAAUUUUGGUUACCUUUGCAGGUACAGAUAUCAUUGUAUUUCAAAGACCAGCUACACCGAAGACACCAAAAGGAACUCCAGCUGCCAUAUCAACACCCAGUGACGGAGAUGGUGAUAACCAGACAAAUAUCGAGACUACAGAGCAUGCCAACGGCACGUUAUCAAGUCCUGCGGGAAAUAUAAACCAGGCGCAUCUACCAGCACCUGAGGAUGGUGGGGAAUCUGAUAAAUCGCAGUUGCCUGUUGCAGCAGGCGACGAUUCAAGAGAUUGUGAAUGUCCUGACUCCCAUCCUCAUGUAUCUCAAAGUAAUGACCAGAAAGCUGAAAGUGAAUCUGCAAUCACAGAUGAAAGUUCUACGGAUGAGCUGGACUUUAUCCCUCAGGAAGAACCCGAGCCUCGGGCUACACUUAGUAAACAAAGAGUUGUGACUUUCGAAGACAUGAGCAAACAACACGCUUAUCGUGGGCCUCUUAUUACCUCAGAUCAAUUGAUCGAGGCUGGCGAGGAUCUUUCAAAAAUUAUAUUCUGUCGUCAUUUUACCUCGUCAGUUAAGCAAGGUGGAGCUGAGCAGGAACGAGGCUAUGGUGAGGUGACUGUAACAGGGUUGACUGAAGGACUUAAACAUGCUCAAGAGUUGUAUAACCAACAAGAUGGCUUACCGUUGGAUCUUGUGUUCUUUGAAAAGGCUGUCCGUCAUGCAGCAAGGCUUAGUCGUUCACUUGUGAGUAUAACAAUUAUACAGGGUGUUAGGGGGAAAAUGCUACUGACCGAUUCGAAAACUCGCUCCCACAAUGUUGCAUUAUUUUACUUUUUCAUUCAUUACCAAGGCAAAGUGAAAGAGAUUAAGUUUGAAAACAAGAGAUAUAUUUUGACACUAUUGGUCUAGUAGAACCGAUGUUAUAGCUGUUGUAAAAUAAGUCACCCAAUGGACCAUUGGACCAUGAUUUCAUUUUAAGUAUUGUAACUGGUUUAUGUCACUACUCACUUUAAUUAAACGCCAUAACUUUGGUUCUGCUAGACCAAUUUUAAUAAUGUUACUGUCAAAAUUCAUCGUUUAGAUUCAAUUUCGAUGCUCACUAACAAUUAGCAGUGUAAAAAUCUAGAACACAUGCAGCUAUUAUUGCGCCCUCUCGGAACACCCUGUAUAGAGAAGGAGACCACAAACCUGGAACUGCGAUUUUGAAUCUCGCUUAAGACAAUUUUUAAUUGUUUCCAGCAAGCCAAUCGAAACAUUUUUUGUUGGAGGUAGUUUUCAGUGUUCCAAAAACAACUUUUAACUUAGUCAGGUUAAUUGCUGUGUAUUUAAAACUGUAAUCCCAUGCAGUAACCCUUGCAUUAUGUACGCCCCAUAUGAUGGUGUUUCUAUUUUAUUUUGUUUUAUUUUCGGUUAUUUUAUUAGUGCUUAUCAAGCGGCAAUGUGCUGUUAUUGUCCAAGUCUGGUCAUGGACGAAAGGAUCUGGUAUUACUGACUUCGUUUACAGCUGGCUGUAAGGUAUCGUAUGCUUUACUUGCCUGUAUACUGUAGAUAUGUGAUUUACUCAUAGGUAAUGGUUUGACUUGUUAUCCGUUAUUAUGCAAUCCUUGUUAUUUGAAACGAGGUUACUUCGAAUAUAUAAUUAAAUACGAAAAUGAUGGAAGUGGUGGGGCGCUACCGUCCUAUAUGAACAAAUUUGGCGUUUAUUCGUUCAAGGAAAACCAGGUUUAAUAUCAGACAUGUUUUGUGAUUGCUUGAUUUUAACAAUGAAACACAAAAAACUAAGAAUAAAUGUUCUAAAUAAAUGGUCAAUGUUCUAAAGAAUAAAUCACUGCCCUGAUCACUUUUGUCACCAAACAUGUUCAAUUUUGGUUGGUAUUUAAUAGUAAUUUAAUAUUUAGUUUAUAGAUAUUAUAUUAUUUUUAUGGAAUGCAGUGUUCUUACCAAAUUUUUGGCUCUGCUUCAGAACGGCUGGCGGGAAUGGCGGGAUAUAUUAUUUCAUACAUUGCAUUUAUCUGAAGCCACGUGACCACAAAUCAGCAAUCACACUUAGCAUUAACCACGUUCUAUAACAGCAAUUCUUGUGCUCUUAUCUUACAGUUAAUACAGUUAAGAAGAAACAAACACGAGGAUUCAAGACAACGAAUGAAAAGUGCAAUUUAUGUUGCUGGACUGCGAGGCAAACAAGUUGUCCUUUAUGUGCCACAAAACAUUGAUCACAAGACCAUGCAGGAUGUCUGUUCGCUGAUGAGUGAAGGUAUAAACAGUAUACCCAAGAAACGCUACUUGUGCAAUUUACAGACAGACAGAGAAACAAGCAAACAGACAGACGUUACUAGGCUACUGACUCACUAAGAUCACUGCAGUCAACUCAAUGCGCAUCAUUUUGGCUGUAGAGCCUCGUUUUUGUCUAUGUGAUAUUAGUUAAAGCCUAAUCUCUCAAUCAUGAAAGCGAGACUCUAUAGCCAAAGUGACGUACUUUCCGGAAGGGUGUAUUACGAAUUAGGCCUGUGACACUCCAGCCCAUUUGAGCUGGACAUUAUCAUUUAUAGACCUGGGAGGGGAGGGUCUAUAAAUGAUAGGGGGAGGGUCUAUAAAUAAGGGGAGAGUCUAUAAAUGAUAUACUAUACCGAAAAUUAAAAGCGUCCUCGUGAAUACGAUGUUUAAUUUUUUAUUAACGCAAAUAUUUGUUACUUUUAUUUCGAAUCACAUAUCGUUUGGAAUAUUGAUGAUAAUAUUUUUUUCAAAAUUUUGCUUCAUAAUUAAAAAAAUAGCUUUUUUUGAAGUUUGAAAACUUAAUAAUUCAUCUCUCCUUAGUAUAUUUUGUCGGCCAUCUUGUUUGCGUGAUCGCCGCGCGUGGUUUAUUAUUUGAUCAAAUCACCCCGUGUGGUAUGAUUGAAAUCAUCCGCUACGUCAAAUACGAUGACGUAAGGCGUGAUUCGAUGAUAAAUUCCAUGCUCACGUGGCACAAACUUAGGUUUCUGAUUGGACACAUUGAAUUUGAGGUAUAAAAAUAAUAUAAGAAAGUAAUUUAUAAAAUCGCUUCAAUGUCUUUUUGAAGGCUAUUGCCUGUAUUCUAAAAGCUCACACACUCAAAGAGUGGAGGUUCAAUCUGAGCUUCCCUUGAUUAUCAGUGCUGUUCUUGAAUAGCUGGAGGGUUAGUCCCGUAUCUUUCUAUGUGACUAGUCACCCUCCAGCUAUUCAAAAACAGCACUGACACACAAGGGAAACUCAGAUUGAACCUCCACUCUUUAAGUGUGAGUAUGAGUGAGCUUUUAGAAUACAGGCAUAAGUCUCUAGUGAAAGAAACUCAAAGGGUCACCUUCGAGAUCGUGGAUUCGAUUCUCGCUAUGGACUCUUCUCAAAAUGUAAAAGGCGAAAUUGAGGAUCUAACAAUCAUCAUGGGCUACUGCAGGGACACUGGAAAGUUGACAAUAUGGGUUAAAAUAGAUAGAUUGCAUGGUAAUUCGGAUUAAUGCCAUAAAAAUAUAAAUAGUGUUCAAAUGGCAAAAUAGGUACUAGGCAUAAUAUAGGGUAGGUUUAAUGUAGAGAGGGAUGCAACUGUCUGAAAAAUACAAGGGAGGUUAGGCGACGAAGGGCCUUCGCUCAAAACGUCGAAGUUCUCCUUGUAUUUUUCAGGUAGUAGUAUACCUAUCCAUCCGCAGCUUUCUUAUUAUUGACACUACCUACAUUGGCACAGACCGUGAGGUUGAAUGUAAUUGCUCACUGACAAGUCCCGACAAGGAGUGAGCUAAGUAGUGUCUGUUGUUUUAUUUCAUAGGUAAUUGUCCUGAAAUCUAUUCGACUAACGAGCUUGCGGCAAUCUGCAAUGAGCUAAUACCUGGUAUUCUUCGUGGACGACGAAACAGUAAUAUGUACGUGGCACAAGAACGCUUCUUCCGGCGUGUUCGUGCAAACCUCCAUGUUAUUGUAUGUUUGGACUAUCCCUCUGAUCAACCUGGUAUUGUACAUAAAUUUCCAUUCUCACAGUUCUUUGAAUUCCCUUCAUUACUAACAAGAACAUGUUGUAUCGAUGUGUUCCAACCUUGGCACGAUAGUUCACUCACUAAAGUCUCUAUUCUGAGGCUGGCAAGUCAGCAUGUUGACGCGGCUGUACAAGAGAUUAUCGAAUAUUUCAAGAAUUCAGUGGCUGCUAUCAUGUCGUAUGUUCAUACGUCGUCUGUUAAGAUGCUGGAACAACAGUUUGGUUUCAAUCGAUACAAGUGUUACACACCGAAAACGUUUGUUGAAUUUGUUGAUAUUUUUGCAAAAUGCUGUGAUCUCAUAUGGGAAGAGGAACAGGUAAUACAAGUAAUUUAUUUAUUAUAUAAAUAUAGAUAUAAAUAUUUGACACUGAGAAACUGACAGUAAACAACACCCAAGGUCCACAAGCGAAGUAUAUGCCAAAACAGGUUUCUUACUGCUUAUUUCUUCAUUUUUUCUGGAAUUCGAAUCGAAGAUGUUUAUCUGAAGUAAUUUCAGCCUUGACUGUUUUUCUGAUGGUAAUAUAGUCGUUUUAUUUGCGAAAAAUUCCAUAAAAGCUCUCACUUCAAGGACUUCGCUAAAACCGGGCGUCAUGUAAACAUGAAUUCCGGCAAAAAAUGAAGAAAUAAUUUAAUUAUGAGCGGGAAAACACCCACCAAUGAAACGCUCAAUUGUGGGAAGCACCAGCCGAUCAAACGCUGAGUAAUAACUCACCACGUGUGAAAAAAUAUCGUCCGCCAUGCUGGUACGAUUUUUAUUUCACUCGUCUAUACUUCACGGGAAUCUCUGUUCAUUCAUUAACACAAUAUCAUUUGCAUGGCAAAUGCUCGUAGACAUAACCAUUACUCCCAUAAUCUAUUUUUAUAUGCAACUAUCUGCUACGCAUUAAAACCUUCCGAGUACACUUAUGCCCUGCGUAAUUCGUCGAAAAAUUUUGGAUUUUUAGGAUAAGAUUGCAACAUGUGAACAAGCUUUAGCCAAGGUUAGAGAAGCCAACGAGCAGAUCAAUGAAAUGCAGAAAGACUUGGAUAGCUUUACUCCAAUCCUUCGAACUGCGGAGCAAGAAGUUAAAGAUUGUUUACAACUAGUAGAAGGCUUGCAAACAGAGUACAGCGAAGGAAGGGAGAAAUGCAAACAGCAAGAAAGUGAAAUUGAAAAGAUGACGGCCCCAAUCGCUGAGUUAGAAAGACUUGCUAAAAUAGAGUUGGAUAGGGUGAGUUGUUUGCCGAGUAAUGUACAAACGCGGUAGUCUCUGCCUAUCUUUGUUUUGAAAUAUGAGAUUUAUAGGUAUAGGAAAAAAACAUUAGAAAACUUCGUUAACUUUCCAGUCUAAACGACUUUGAACAAUCAUGACUCGUGUAGAUAUGCAUGAUUGUCUAAAACUGUUAAGGAUGUUGCAACAUGGUGCAUUGAUACAACUAAAUGCGACUUUUUAUACUGGUUGACCUGUAGUAGUAGUUCACUCUGCCAGACUGCAAUGAUCUAGCCAUUGGAAACGACCAAUGUAGGUAUUGUAGGAAACCGUAGAAUUAGCAAAAACCCUGCAUUAUUUUGUACUGCAGGAGUCCAACAUGAAGCAUACUAUUCUUACAGAAUAUUAAAUCUGACAAACACUGCAACUUUCCAUUUCGGAAUCGAACUCCAAUCUUAUGAAACGCUACCCCACCAACAACACCCUAUAAUAUCCCACAAUUAUCUUAUACUUUUCUGGGGCCAGUUGUACAACCUUCGGAUAGCCGUAUGCACCGGAUUUUUCAGCCGUUGUAAAAAUGCUUGAAAAGCUAUCAACCUAUACGAAUAUAUGGACCUCACAAUUAAUAGAAGAAACUUUAAUAUUUUUAUCUGGGUUAUGCCAAUAAACAGACAAUUUUAGGAGGCUUAAAAAAUCGCUGUCCGGUGGAUAGUGCUAUCCAAUCUUCGUACAACCGUUCCCAGGGGAACCCCGAAGUGACUGAAAUGUUGUUGCUAUUUCAGGUGAGUCCUGUGUUUAGAUCAGCAUAUGAUGCACUGCGAGCUUUAAAUGUUUAUGACGUAGAAGAAAUUCGUAGUUACAGAACACCACCUGACCAAGUUGUUCUUGUCGUUAACGCUGUAUGUUUGCUAUUUGGGAAAGACGAGACGUAAGUUGUUUGAGUAAAUACUAAGCCAUGAAUUACAGAUAUUUUGUGGCUUCUGUCCAGUGCAACCCAUUUACUGUAGUGUCCCCCACAAAAAGGCCUCUUCUCAAGCGGUCAACCUUCGCCUUGCCUAAGAAACAAAAUGUUGUUCGUUUGUUAUAGUAAUUAAAAACCCCUAAAUUUUUGGUAUAAAGCAGGGUUAGCUAACGCCUUGCUUUUCAACGCAAUUUUACAAUGUUCAAUAUACUGAUCAUUGUAACUUCUUAACAUCUUCAACUUAUCUUCUAAUUGUAACAUUGUAACAUCUUCUACUUAUAUCAUGAAAGAACAUCUUCUACUUAUAUCAUGAAAUGUUGGAAGAAUGCUCGAGAAGCGUGUAAAACACUCGGCUACUCCUUGUGUUUUACACGCUGCUCUCGUAUUCUCCCAACGUCCCCUCGUGCAUUAUUAGAGAGGUUUAGCAAAGACGACGUGAAAAUGGCCUAAUAAUGGCGUAAUAUGCCCAUCUAUGGAUGACUCACGCCAUUUUCACGUCGUCUUUGACGUCGCGUCGUCUUUGCUAAACCUCUCUAUUAUCACACCAUAAACGCACGCGAUUCGUUUGUAUUUCUAAAUAAUAUACUGUAUCAAGCCACCUUGCAUGCAGACCACGUUGCCAUCCCAAGACACUAUAAAGUGUUAGUUAGUAGGCAGGGAAAUUUUCAUUCUCAUUUCAAUUUUUUGCAGUUGGGAAGAAGGCAAGGUGUUAUUCAGUCGUGAAGAUUUUAUCAAAGAUUUGGAAUUCUUCAACAUGAAAGCAAUAACUGAUAAGACAUUCCACAGGUUAAAAGAUUACGUGGAAAAUCCAAAGUUUGUCCCAGAAGCUGUGAAAGAAGGCAGCCUUGCUGCUAUGUCUAUUUGUGUUUGGAUUCGUGCUGUCUACCAUUUCUGUGUUGUAUAUCGCGAGUAUUUUCCCAAGCAACAGCGGGUUAUUGAGGCGAAGAAAAUCCUUGACGAGGUGGGUUUGAAAUUUUACUUUGAUAUUUUUUCGAUUCCAAAGAAACUUCCUAAACAUCAUUAAAAAAAAAACACUUGAACAUUUCAAGUCGAUGCCCUUAAAGGCAUCAGCAGACUAGUGUCAAAAUCAAUGGCAAUGACAAAGUAUUUUUAAGGUAGUUAAAACCAAGGCAAAAACCACGGCCGCUAAUUAUACAUCACCCAUAAUGGCACCAAUUGAAUGAGCUAUGGGAUAUGGUGUGUUCUAUACUCUCUCCAUUCUGUAACAAGAACAUACUGUGUUUAUGAACAAUUAGUUAAUGAAUAAUUAACAUAGUUAAUGAACAAUUACAAAAACAUGCAUGUGUUAAGUGUAUAUGUAGUAUAGUAACGAUCGUUUUGAGUGAAAUUUUCAGAACAGGCACGAGAAAGUUUUUCAAACAGCAACCAAGUUAUAUUUCUAUUAUUAUAUUCUAGAUGUCUUCACACCUUUAUUUUUAGGCUGUGGUGUACCUUGGUGAUUUGCGUGUGCGUUGUAAUGAGAUCAAAGCAGAAGUUGAAGCAAAAAUUGAAGAUUAUAAAGAGAAAAUUCAUCAUGCAAGAUCAAUUGAAAAACAAAUCCAGGUAAAAUUCUCACUUUUCUUUAUAUAAGUAUCAAAAUAUUCAGGUUUGACUUCCACUACCGUUACCGCUACUAUUAACCAAUCAGAUGUUUCUAAUCUACUCGAUUAACCAAUCAGGUACGUCCUGAGCCUGUGAGAGGUAGCGAUGGCAGCACUGGAAGUCAAAUCUGAGCCUCUCUAAUUUUACGGAAACACAAAGAAACUAGUUACCAAGUUGCUCGGUAGCCAGAGCAUCGCAAAGAACCUCUCACCCAGAGUACUUUCCUUGGGAGAGUGUACCCUGGUUAUAUGUGAGUAAUGAAGCGUGAUAAAGGAUAUGUAUAUCGACAAGUUUGUUAUGUAUUACGUAAGAGUAUUAAUUACUUGGAAAAGUGUUAAUUACCGUCUAGGAAUGUAAGCGUAGUGUACUAUAUUAUAAACAGAUCCACCAACCUAUCCAGCGCAAUAUGCAAAUUUCAACUCAUCAUUAUUAAUUUCUUUAGAAAUUGAUUGUGUUGAUAGUUUAUAAACAUGCCAAUAUUUGCAUAGCGGGACUGAAUCGUUGGGCUUCCUACGCCACUGAUCCAGCGUACAACCAUUUUGACAUUGUCGUGACAACAAAUAGCUAGGUUAAUGGCUUGCAUUAAUUCAACUUCAUUACCCUGUAGAUAACAGAACAAAGAAAAUCUCGCGCAGAGGCCUUAAUCAACAGCAUGUCGUCCCACAUUAAUUCUUGGCAAGAAAGGCGUCGUGUUUGUCAAUAUCACCUGAAAACUUUGAUUGGUGAUGCAUUAUUUACUGCAGCAUUCAUUUGCUAUCUUGGACCAUUGGAACAAGAAAGACGAGAGCAACUCCUUUAUGAGUGGAAGACUGUUUGUCAAGAAAAAACUGAAGAGGAUGAUGAUAGCGAUGAUGAUACGACUUUUACAGUUAAUGCUCAAUCUUCUGUGCAUACCAGGUGCACGUCUACUAGCGCAUCAUUUCCUGUUGGGAGUCAUCAUAUUCCUUGGAGAAGUGACUUCAAUUUGAAAGAAAUAUUAAGUAGUAAAGAGGAACUCUGUACCUGGAGAAAUUCAGGCUUGUCUGUUAAUUCCCGGGCAGUAGAAAAUGCUCUGAUCAUGCGUACGGUGUGCGACAAGGCUUCUGGACACUGGCCGCUUUUGGUUGACACAGAUCUGCAAAGUUAUGCGUGGGUUAAAUGUUUUUACGAAAAUAUAGCUAAUGAAGGUAAGAACUCAGCGUUAGUAGUGUGGCCUUUUUGCAACCAUCAUAUAUGCCCAACUUACUGCCCCCAUGGGGGUUUCCAGUGACCAGUUACAUCAAGUAUUGUGCUAAACUGUUUUUAUUUCAACCCACCUUGCCAACUAUCCCAUAUAAACGUUGGACAAAACACGAAUGCAGUGCUGUAACUCAACUAUUUUUACCACUUGCGAUGAAAGCAAGGUAGACAUGAAAUAAACCUGAAUAAAAUUCACUGUCCAUCAUCAGGUCAAGUUUUGCCCUUACUUAUUAACAAAAUUUGAAGCAAAUGAUUGCAUACAGUGUAAGGACUGAUUAAUCAACAUUCUAGUUUUUCUUAUGUUUUUCUUAACAAAUUAGUCAUUUGAAGACUUGAUCAUUAUUGAUAAAAAAAAUCAAAAACAAAAUGCAUAACAUAAACAAGCAAACAAUUUGGUGUAGCAAUAUAUUUCUGGUAAAACACCUAAAAAUAACUUGCCCAAUCUUGCAACCAAGAAGCAACUUCUACUUGCCCAUAAUGAUUUUUACUUGUCGCGGCCAAGCGCAAAGUUACAUCACUGGUUCAGUGGGCAAAAGUGAAUUUUCAUGUAGGACAUUAGUAGCGCAGUGAUCAAAACAACAGCUUCUAAACUAUGGCUUUGGUAAGGUCAAGUGCGAUAAUAUUGAUAUUACUUUAUCAUUUUGCAUAUAGGUGGAAGAAGUUCAACCGUUACAGAAGCAAAUGAGACAGAUGAGAAUUGUGUUUUAGAUGAAGAAGUGCAACUGUUAUCUCCAGAUUCUCCAAGUUUAACAACUCCUGGUCAGUCUACUCGUGACAGUGAUGAAGAAUUUUUCACCAACUGUGAAGGUACAGGUUUAUAUUAAUAUUUUAUAAACAUUUGCUUGUUUUAUAUGUCAAACCAUUUAGUAAGAGACUUCAUAUAAUAAGUUUCUUUUAAGUUUUCAUCCUUCGUACCAAAAGCCUCGAACUUGAUAACCAAAAGUUUAGUCACCCUUUAAUUUAAACCGUCGUGUAAGCCACAACAUUUAUUAAUUAAGGCAUGUUAAUCUAAUAAAGUAUUCAUGCUUCGUCAGAGAAACUAACUGUGCACACAACGGGGACAUGCCACGAACAUCCCGGUGCGGAUCUUGUAUAAUAGCUUUUGCUACAUUCAGUGACGUUGCCAGGAUUUCCAGAACAUUUAAAAAGCAGGAAGACAUAUAAUUGCCAUUACAAGGAAUGAAAAUAUAAUGCACAUGCUUGUACUGGUCAGAAUUUUUCCAAGGGGGCCAAAUAUUUUUCCAGGUGGACCACCUCCCCCACCCCUCUGGCUACAUCGCUGGCUAUAUUCAACCGAAAAUACAAUUGAAAAUGAAAACUAUGUCAGAAAAUAACCGAAAUUCAUUAAUAGCGUAAUUCAUCAUUCUUGCAUCAGAAGUGUUUAAGUUCGUUGUGCAAAACAUGCGCGAGAUCAAGAUGCUGUAUAUACGAUUUCGGGAGCGCGAUAUUACAUAUCAUGUAAUUCAUAAUCAAACAACCCGCAUUGACUCCCUAAUUGCACUCUAGUUCAUUAUUCAUAGUCUUACAAUUCUUACAGAAAGUGACUCAACAGUGCUAACAUCAAAUCAAAGCAGCAGACGUACCUCGACAGGAGCAUGCUCUGGAUUAUUAAUUCGAGAGGACUUAGCAAGAGAUCUCAAUAUUGUGGUAAAUUCUUAUAAUUACAAUGUACAGGGACAUUAGGAACGUAUUGCAUCAUUACCAUUGUGUAAUUGUUGUUGUUUUUUUUCAAGACAUCGCCUCUGGAUGACACCUCCAUAGACAGCACAUCGACAGAUUUUGAGUUUGAUGACGACGAAGUAAUGAUAAUAUCUGCUACAGACAGACAUAGAGGUAAAUGUCAUGAUCUGCUGACAAUUCGUAUAAUUUAUGUUACGGUCUCGCAAGCACAAUUAAUUAAAGGUACCAGUUUGUGAGUAAAAUUGGUCGAAUACGUUAAUAAAUAUAUGCAUGCAUAUAGAUCGUCCAUGAAGAAGCAAAGGUACAUUCUUCUUUAGCUGCAAUGUUUUUAAUUGCACCAUACAGUAAUUCAUGCAUUUUUCUGUAGAUGUAAAAAUCUGUAAAGCUGUAAGCACAGGAGCUACUAUGUUGUUGAUAGACAUCGAACGACAAAAACUUGGAUCAAAAUUUGAUAACUUACUUGCAAGAAACACGUUCAUAGAGAAAAAUGGCAAACAAAAGAUACAAAUCGGCAGUCGUUGUGUGGAUUAUCAUCCUGCAUUUCGACUCUAUCUGUACACCAAUAUUCCACUGGAGUUAACCACAGAGGAAACAAUGUCUUCAUUGUUUACAAAGUGCUUGGUUAUCAAUAUGGCGUUAAGUUGUGAGCGAUUACAGGAAGACCUUCUUGAUGAGGUGUUGGCACUAGAACGUCCAGAGUACGAGGCUGAACGUCGUUCUUUGCAAGCAGAUAUUUAUCAUCACGAGCAACAGAUCAAAAUUGCUGAGGUAAGUAAUAAACGGAAAACAUGAAUAGAGAUAAUUUCUCUGAGGUCGAUUAUGCAAAAUAUAUUAAGCGAGAACUGUUUAAAAUUUAACCGUAAGCAGUUCGUUUUGCGCUUGGAUUGUACAUUUGGCUAGUCUAUUUUGACAACCUUAAUUGAAAUAAUUGUGUAACCAAGCAAACGUGAUUUUGAUCAAAUCAAGAACACAAUGCCAUUUCGCCAUCAAGGUUGACUUUAUAGUUUGAUAAGUAGAGCAAAUGAUUGCAAUCCCGUAUAGAGGCGAGUUCGAAUUACAUCUAAGGAAAGUAGAGAGCCAAGUGUUUUACGAUUUUAAUAGUGUCAGAAUAGUUAUAAAAAUAUUACCGUUUACUCUAGUAUUCUUACUGUAUCUAUUAUCUGUGCUGAUGUUUAGAAUGCUGUAUUUGAACGGGUGAUAAACAUGAAUGAACGCCUUCUUGAGAACAGUGAAAUGUCACAGGCUCUUAGGCAUUGUGAGGAACUGUGUAGUGCAGCCAGGCAACAAUUGGAAGAAUCAAUGGUAAGAAAAUAUCAACAUUAAAAACAAUCACCACGACGGCGACGAAAACAAAGCACGACGAAAAUACCAACAACGACGACACAACCUUGACAAUAAUGGAAAGUAGGGCGGUAUCAACAGCAACGAAAACAGCAAAAGAAACAAACGGUUUCCUGUACAUAAGAAUGGAGUAUAUGUUAAUGCUUGCAUAUUUCCAUUUUUUAAGGCUUUACAAGAAAUUUCAAAAGAAAAGCAAGAGGAUUACGCUCACGUUUCAGAACAUGGUGCUGCUAUAACGCUCAUUGUCUCUAGAUUGUCCGAAUUACACUGUUACUAUCAAACACCACUUCGUGUCUCUUUGAAGUUCAUUCGCGAGGUAGUAAAUCAAAGACGCAGAGGGAAGCGUUCUUCUGGUUCAUCUUUGGCUCGUUCUGCUGAGUUGAUAACUUAUAUUACAAAAGCAAUGUGUUCGAAAAUAGCCAAAUCUGUUUAUUCAGGUAAUAUAUGUUGUCUUUUUGUUAAGAAGGGUGAAAUGUAGAUAUCGUACUUUGUAAAUUGUAGUUCUUUCGAAUAUAUUUCCCGUUAAAUGUUCUUUAAAUGAUUCUGUUACAGAUCAUUACGUUGUCUUUACAUUUCUGGUCGCUGUAGAAAAGCUACAGCUUGCUGGUCAAAUAUCUGAAGAGGAAUGGAAUCUGUUUUGUGAAGUGAAAACUCUUUCGUCCACUGAUGAUCACAGUUCAGAUGCAUCUGUGGAUGACAUUAUUCCUGAGUGGAUAGAUUCAGAAAUAUGGAAAGAGGUCACUAAUCUUGAUACACUACCCGGAUUUCAGGGUUUGAAAGAAGCAAUCUUAAGUAACAGUGCGCUGUGGAAAGAAUAUUUUGAGGUGAGUCUAUUAAACGGUUCAAUGAUUUGUUUCUCCCAACUUCUUUGUUAAGACAGUCUAGAAUAGUUGGAAUUCAAAUUAAAUUUCAUUAGUAAACCGGCAAGACGGCAUUACGUUAGAACAGCCUUACUGGCGUAUUACCAACUCAAGGUGUAUGAGUUCAUUUAUGUUUUAUAUACAACCCGUGAAUCAGUGGAUGGAAACUAUCCGUAGGUUUUUUGCUUUUUUAUGAUUAUUGCUCAUGUUGUUUUCUUUGAACGCUCUAGCUUCCACCCAUACUAAUGGCUCCCACGCCGAGCAACAUCCGUCAGCUAUCUGUGUUUCAACGAGCUUUGCUUUGGAAAACAUUUAAGAAGGAAAAAGUAAGAAGCCUGACCUAUUUUUCAUUCAAUAACUGAAAUUAAGGAUAAGCGAAGUAGCUUUGUAUUAUCAUAUUUUUGUUCCAUAGCUACUACAACCUCGGUCACCAAUUAUAGGCUAAAUGGCAGAAACGGCAAUCUUUACAGGAAAUACAAAUACAUGAAAGUAUAUAAGCAUUACUUCGACGUUUUGAGCCAAACCCCUUGCUAACCAACCUGUUGCCAGGCACUUUAAUAGUGGCACUCACAUGCAGUGUUUUAGAUUUGAACCCUUUGUGCUAUUCCUGGUAGUAAUGAUGGCCGCAAAAGACAUCAAAAUAAUGUACAGUACCUCAUUUCCAAACUUGGCACUGUCCACCCCAAUGUUAUUAAUGAAUGUUUUCCCUAUGUUUUGCUCAAUCUCAAUGGCGGAUUUUCAUUUUUGUAAAAGGAGGGGUGGAAAAAUUUCUAUUGGGGUGCAAGCGGCACCCAGUGGAGCGAGCUUCGGCAGGGGUUAGGCGUUAGGAUUAUAAAAGACUUUCACACAAAAUAGGAGAGUGAAGCGAAAUUUUGGUGGGGUUGAAGCCCAUGCUCAAUCUGUCUUUGCCUGUCAUCAGCGCUGCUAGAAGGCAUUAACAGUAAUUCGUAUCGUCGCAUUUUCCCCUAUUUGUUGUAUUUUGUCAGUUUAUCACAUAGCUUCCGUAUUACUGAAGUAUAUUCUGUAAUGUGGUUUUCGUUUUUGUUUACACUUUGUUUGACUAAAUCCAUCCGAUUGCUUUAUUUUUGUCACGUAAUCGCUAUUUUCACUAGUAUAAACGCACAUACGUUUUUUCCAGGUCGACCCAACGCUACUAGCUUACUGACAAAGGGUCUUCGCUCGAAACGUCCAAGUUCUGCUUAUAUUUUCCAGGAAUAUUGUCUAUUUCCUAUAAAGACCGUUCGAGUAUUAUAUAGCAGAAUACUGUUCCAGGAUAUUUCUGAUACCAUACAUGCAGUCAUGCAUUACUUAGCACUUUUACAAAGAGCAAAGUUAAUUAGUUAUUUUUUUUACACAAAACCAGUUUUCAGUCAAUUUCUGCAAGCUUUCGAUAGAAUCUUUUCUAGUGAAAUCGUAUUUUCCCGUAAUCCAAAGGUAUUUCGUUCAAUUUGUUAUUCCUCCACUUUCCAAAGCAUAUGUUUCUCUGAAAAGUUUACAUGGAAAUCAUUCGCUAUCAAUGUUUUCGUUGUUGGUGAUGUUGUUCAUAACUAAGUUUUUUUUCCACGUUACAGUUGCAUAUGAUUUGUGAAGAUCUUGUUCUGUAUCAACUUGGGACAAAUGCCACAACUAUACCGUCGUUUUCAAUAGACAAUGUUUAUCACGAUUCCUCUUGUAUCACACCUAUCGUUUUCUUUCUACCACAAUCCUUGUACAAACAGAAUUGGAGGAAACACAAUUUGAAAGGUUUGUUGUGAACAACAGCGGUGUCGGAAUUGCAAUGAUUACGAGAUUUUUCACGGAGAGUUGCCCAGUGGGGUCGAUUACCUUUUACUUUAUCAUAUAUAUAAUAUAUAUCGUAUUUUAUUGCCACUUCGUAUUGUGUUCCCCAUUUAGCCUAUCUUCAGGCGUCCAACUAAAUAUUGGUUGAAAUAUGUGCGCAAGCAAAAUAUUGUACUAUUAAUUUUGAUGUAUUAUGUUAUUUUUGUUGCUUAGUUUUUCACUAGGCUGCCUUCGUAGUUUCUUUAUAUAGAAGCGAUAUGUCUGUCUUUCUCUCCAUACGACACGCGUCAAAUUUUCACAGUUUGUUAACAAGAUGUAUUCGCACUGCUUGUUCCCAGUUGUUGGCAAGUCUGAAACAAGUUGUUAUCAUCUUGUAACAACGUUAAUGAGGCCAGCAGAGUGAGCAGACUCGAAACAAGUUGUUCCAACAAGUCUUCACCUAACAAGGCGUUAACAAGUUGAUGUUGUUACGAACAAGUUCUAGCAAGUUUGCUACCGUCAUCAACCUUGUACCACGAUGAGGAAAACUUGCUCCAGACUUGUCACAACAAUUGCGAAACAAGCAUGCAGUGCGAACACAUCCAGAUGUCGCUUGACAACAACCUUGUUACAACUUGAUUGCAGAUCUGUACCAAUUUGCACGUUUUUCCGUGUGCAACUCUGGGCCCUUUGUUGGAAAUGUUCUGCUCGUAAUGUUUCAACUGGUGAAAACCAAGAUUUGAGGAAUGCUUACAACAUAGCUAGUCUACAAACUCGUCAGUCAACCAGAUGGAAAAAAAACUGUGCAUAAACCCACCAAGUACCAGCUGGUACGUCAGGCCUUCACAGCGUGUACGUGUGUUGAUAUAUUUCCUAUAUGUAUAUUUAGAUCCCAUUGAUGAGGUCGUAGCUCUUGCAAGGCGUCUCAGACAAGAUGAUAACUUGCGUAUUAUCAGUCUCGUUGAAGAGCAUCAGGCUUCUGCAGCAUCAGCAAUUCUCCGCACUGCUUGUCAACGUGGCUCCUGGGUUGUCAUUAAGAACUGCCAUCUUACAACGCAGUGGCCUGCAGACGUACUCGAUAUUUUUCAUGUAAGUAGCAACAGGGACUUUACCGUCACUACAAGUAUGAAACAUGGGUGCAAAAUUCUUAAUUACUAUCUGGGACCGCAGGGGAAUUUGAAUUUUUUUCUGUGAGGAAUCGUCAGUUCAUAACUGUAUUCCAGUAGAGUAAGCAACAUAUUUUGUAAAAGCAAAAUUGGGUCCAAGUUUACUGUUUUAAGAUAGCUUGCAUUCCAGUGGCAAACGGAAUGGUUAAGGUUAAUGUUUGAUCAACGUAUUAAUUAGGUUCAGUGGUUUCACUGUUGAGCCACCUGAUCAAGGGGCCGCAGCUGCUGACUGCAGUCUAUUCGAUUUGAUGUUGUUAUUUUUCUAUUAGAGCGCUUAACUGAUUCACAAAGCUGACUGGAAGCAUAGCUGGAAGUAACUCGAGCCGUUAUAGAUGGCCACAAUCUGCAUCAACUGCUUUUCUUGAUUUCAAGAAACUGAUUUUCUGCUAACGCCACUAUUCCUGUUCAUCAGUUUAUGGCGAAAUUUGAAAUGUGUACUAACCAGUAUACUAUUUUCUGUGAUCAAUAAUAAUUCAUGAAGAAAACACAAAAUAAAUCAUGACCGUGAAGGAGUUUGUAUAUCUGAUGCAAAUUCAUUUACAUAAACUUUAAGUUCAAUUUUCUCAUUAAAUGUCAUUCAUUUAUUUUAAACUGUUGAAGAAUACGAAUGUUCUCAUCAAGACGUUUCUCGCCUUCGGCUCGAUUUUGCAUAUCCGUUACAACACGGCCCCUCAUUUUGUAAACAGUUCAUGCGAUUAUAGCCUACUAAUCUGAAUUCGUCUGAACACUAUAAAGCCUUUCCCCAUUAACGUAAUUGUUCUUUCGUUUCAGCAAAUAACCUUAAAUGGCAGCAAAGAGCACAUCACCAGCAAACAUGGUUUAUUCGAACCAGAUACCACUCCUUACACUGUGACGUCGUGCGUUUAUGAGGAGUCACUUGUCAUGAAUCCACAAUUCCGUCUUUGGUUCGUCACAGUCCCUGAGAUUGGGACUCCACUUCCUGCGGUUAUUGUACGUUGUGGUAUCAAAUUUGCUUGGGAUGAUAAACUAAAGUAUGAGGCUAAUGUUCGUCAAUCAUUUCUCACUUUGUGGAACAAACAUGCGCAUUCAGACAAGAGCUUUAAACAGCUUCAAUCAAAUGAUGUUCGGGUAAGCUAUUUAAACUGCCUGGCCCCCUGUUGAAAAAACCAAGAGUGCCAUCUUAUAUAAAAGAUUAAAUGGCCAUUAUAAUUCAUGAAGAAAAUUCAGAAGAAAUUAAUGUUUAAUCAAUAUAAUUAUGAUAAAGAUUUCGUCCUGAUUUACAUAAACUUUACCUUAAAAUUUUUCAACUAAAGCGCUGCAAAUUGCCGAAAUAGUUAAUAAACAUGAUUACUUGGAUGUAUUUCUAUUUUAAUAUAAAGUAUUUGCAUUUGUGAAUAUGAUACACAUCGGUUGCUCAAACUUUAUAAAUUAUAUUACAUAAAACAUUUUAGCGUAACAUAAUUUAUUAUAUUCACGUUUUCAACAAGUCAAUAACUGUCCCAAAAAUCCCGAUCGAUCUGUGUCAUUAAUUUGCUAGAUUUGAAGGAACUUAGGGAACAACAUUAGGUCAGUUAGGCAAAAAAGGUUUUCCAUGUUAUUGCACAAGUUUAUACAAGAAAAGAAGAAGAUUGGUAGAACUCAAGGGUAGUUUAAUGUUUUCGUCAGCUCAUUUAUUUUGACAAUCUCCUCUCAACCUUCUUCCAAGUUUGUGUAGUACGUUUUUAAAUUGAUCGAAAACGUCUUUUAUUUCUUCUAGCCAUUAAACUUUCCAUAGAUGUGCUUUUUUCCCUCGUGAUUACUAAUACCCAAAACAAUAUCUGCAAACAAAAUCUAUUAUUAUAGCUUAUUCCCUUGUUCAUGAUUAGCGAAUCAUGUGUAAUUUUAUAAUUUAUUUCAAUAUUGUUCUUUUCAGGCUGAACCACUUUCAAAGUAUUUGGCACCUUUGGCGAUAUUUCACUCAAUUUUACACGAACGAUGUAAAUAUGGGUCACGUGGGUUUAAUGUGCCAUACCAUUGGUGAGUUUAAACUUUUAGAGCGUUGGUGCAGUAGUUGACUAAUGCGUAUAUAGCUCUCGUUUCUGCAACAAUGUAUGAUUCCUGGGAUACGCAGUUACUGUAUCAGAAAUGUUCAUCCUAUAGGUGGGUUUCACCACGUUUAAUAGAACUUCACUGAAGUCUUAUUCAUGGGGAAACGCUUGGUGGUCAACUUUACACAUAUUGCCGCUUUAUGCCUUGUGUAAGCAAGUAAAUUUCGUUAAAUUGUAUAUAUUAUACCAAACACAAGAUCAAUAAUUAUAAUGAAUAUUUCACUCGUUUCCAUUUGGAGUUGACCACCAAGCGCUAAACGUAUCACGUGACUGAAACCCAAAUAUAGGCUACAGGCGCAUGAGGAAAGUAUUUUUAUAGUUUGACUCAGAAUAUCUUUUAAUGUCGUUGUCUUGAACCCAGGGUAAUGAAUACUAGAAACUAGGCUACAAUACGUGGCCAAUUGUUGUCGAACGACAUGCAGGUGCAAUUUCAGAGGUCUUAUUUUCUAAUUUAAAAAUCCGCCCUCUCCUCCUCCCCCCCCCCCCCCUUGUAUUGUUUACUAUUUUAUUUGAUCUGGACAUGACACAAUGAUGACUUAUUCACAGCCACGUCAACAUUGAAACGGGGGGGGGGGCUGCCUGACCACGAUUGUAGGUUAACAUUCAUUAGUACUAGUUUGAGAACUGGAAAGGAAGAUGCAGUCACGCGUUGCACCUUGCUACUGAAUUAAGCCCGCACUGGAGGCAGGGAUGGAUUUAAUAGAAGGUGUACCCCCAUUUUAAGGAUCGCAUCCCUCCCAGCCUUGCCAAAGGGGGGAGGGGUGUAAGUGAAGUGCCAAUUUCCUUAUCAAAUCCAGUUUCUGAUUUGGAACGGCAAUAUCCUCCCAUCCUUACCACCAGCUAGACCUCUGGAGCCUGCCAGGGCCAGUGUUUCACUGGUUCCCCCUAUUCCCAAUUCCCAAAAUAAAAAGCACCACCCAUCUCGACAAACACCACCUUUGAAGGUGAAGAGUGGAGUGUUUACUCACGUUGGUUCUCUCCUGUUGUCUAAGGGUUCUCUGAUUCCUCCAGUUUUCCCCAUCACAAAAACAAACCCUGAGGUGUCGAACACUUGUAUUGCGUGCAAAGCUGAAUUCGCAACAGCAACUCUGUGUAGCUCACAUGAUUGUUAUUAUUCAAUUAAGUUACAGAAUAUAUAUCGUACAUUGAUUUCGAGACAUGUUUUGUGCAUAAUACUCUUAAUUGUGCAUAGUACUGUAGAUACUUUACAUAGUGUAUAGUAGUUAUUCAGUAUUCUGAACUUUAUAUCUUUUUCAUUACAGGAGUGACCGCGAUCUUCUGUGGGGAUAUCAAGCGGCAUGUUUGUUACAUUCCAGCGUGUUCUGUGCGUGUACGAAAACAACAUGUCCGUCGUCAGCUUUGAUGCAAAACAUCAGUGUGUUAUAUGGCGGUCAGGUUCUCAAUAUGUUUGACUGGGAGACCAUUGUGGCUUUGGCUGAAACGCAUUUUGCACUACCAAAGAGUGAAGUACGUUGAACAGUAGAAUACACAUUUAAAACACGGUCCGAUGGGUCCAAACCUGUUGAAGUCGAAGGCUUUUCCAAAGCCCCGUUAAUCGAGUCCAACAUCACUGUUGGUUCAACAAAGUUAGAAAAUGUUCGAUGAAAAUUUAAACAUAGUCAAAACCGAUCCAACACCAUCCAACAUUGCCCAUGGGACACAGUGUUCAAACGAGGCCAACAAUGUGGCUUCCACUAGUUGCAUCCAACAAUGUUAGAUUAACUUUUUGAUUUAGUUUGAGUGGGGUUUAACCUUGUGACUCACGUCUGAUCACGGAGCACAGCUUCGGUGGAAGGGUCAGUUACAGGCUACUCCCAAACUACCUUGUCAAAAUUCCCUGUGGGAGGAAACCAAAGUAUCCUGAGAGAACCCACGACUUUCUGCAGAGCAUUGACAUGCAUGAAUUGACACUCCUUUCAAAUGAAUGUCUUUAGUCCAGAACGAAAAUCGAACCUACGAUCUCAGAGGUGAAAGGCGCUUCCUCAGACGAUUGCGCCACCGAAGCCCCAUCACACUUACAGCGAUCAUUUAUUGCGUUUCAGGUGAUGAAGCCCAACCAGGUUGAUAUUUUAUUGAGUUCAUCGCCAAUUUCUGUUAAUAUGAACGACCUUGGUCUCAAUGAAUGUGUAAAAUCGGAGCGUGGUGUUCAUGCUAGCAAGUAAGAACUUCUUACCUUUUUAUGCAUGAUUUAAAAUCGCCUGACAAUUAGCAGCAAUAAUACUCGGUUACGUCCUUCUAACAAAAUGAUUGUGCUGCACUUCUUUUCUUUAUAUUUUGCAAAUAUGAUUUUCCAAUGACUUAUGCUAGAUUAUUUUCCUCUCGCAAACGGCCGAUGAGUUUAUUGUUGCAUGCCAUAUAUGGCAUGCAACUUUCAUAUAGCUCUAAAUUUCGUGUCGCGGUGCAUGAGCGGCGGUGAGCGCACAGGCGGCCCAAUCUCAGAAUGAAUGAUCAGGUGUUGCGGGUUUUUAACGGUUUUUAUAAACAAAUUUAUAGUCAACCAAAACUAUUUAAAAAACAUUCUUAAAUUAGUCAAAUAAAUACAUUUUAACAAUAAAAUAUAGUUGACAUGAUAGUAUAAUACCUUUGCAUUCUUUUAAUUACUCCAUGAGCUCAUUUAGAGCGGUUGAUGUAAUAUUUUCUGUGGCCUACAUUGUGUGUGUUUAUCUAUAUAUAAUAUAACAGUUAAAGGCUAAUCACUGGCGGCACAACCGCAUCGCCUUCAAAGUCAAAUAUCUCCGCUCAAACUUCUCUUACGCCAAAACAAAUUCGAUUACAUCUUUUCACAAAGAUUUCUCUUUCUAAAUAAUAUGGUUUGAUCGUAGCUUGGGCAAAUUUAGCGACGAACGGAACCAAAAUCUCUUCAAUUUCGGAUACUGUUCAAAAUACUUAGCCUUAGGGCUUAGUUUGUCGCUUUAUGCUGUCCCACCCCACGUAAGGCGGUAAGGCGUUAUUGUCAGUAUGUAUUGAUUACGUCACGUCCACGAUCGUGCCCGAGCAGCCCUAAGUAUUUUGAACAGUAUCCGAAAUUGAGGAGAUUUUGGUUUCGUUUGUCGCUAAAUUUGCCCAAGCUACGAUCAAACCAUAUUAUUUCGAAAGAGAAAUCUUUGUGAAAAGAUGUAAUCGAAUUUGUUUUGGCGUACGAGAAGUUUGAGCGGAGAUAUUUGACUUUGAAGGCGAUGCGGUCGUGCAGCCAGUGAUUAGCCUUUUACUGUUAUAUCAUAUAUAGAUGAGCACACACAAUGUAGGCCACAGAAAAUGUUACAUCAACCGCUCUAAAUGAGCUCAUGGAUUAAUUAAAAGAAUGCAAAGGUAUUAUACUAUCAUGUCAACUAUAUUUUAUUGUUAAAAUGCAUUUAUUUGACCAAUUUGAGAAUGUUUUUAGAAUAGUUUUGGUUGACUAUUUAAAAUUUGUUUAUAAAAACCGUUAAAAACCCGCAACACCUGAUCAUUCAUUCUGAGAUUGGGCCGCUUGUGGUGAGCGGUGAUGAGCGUACCAGUCACGUGGCAGAUUCGUUAAAAGACGACUAAUACCGAGUUUUUCCGACGAGCAUUUUUGUGCUGGGUUUUCGUCGAGGAAACGCAAAGAAAUAUUGAUUAUUUGCCGAAAAUUCACAUAAUUGAGCGCCUUAGAAAAAUAAAUCGAGGUAGGUAAAGCUUUACUAUUUUUAACUUACCUUAUAUUCUGUUAUUUGUUGUGAUUUUGGAGCCGUUGUGCUCGCACUGAUUAUUUAUCAAUUAUCAGGCGUUUAUAUUUAUAUAUCGUGAAAGCCUCAAAGCCCACGCUAUCAAAACACUCGAUUUUUAUAUACUCAAACUGAAACGGAGCCAUUGUGCUCGCACUGAUUAUAUUCUGUGCGAAGCUUCAAAACUACAGCACAUUUUGUGUAAUUUUAAAUAUAAAUAUCAAGCAAAAUUUGAAUUAUAAAUAGUAUUGAAAUUUAAAACAACGAAAUAGCAACCAUUGUGAAGUACGCAUAAGGUUCAACAUGACAUUCAGCAUGACAUUCGAUAUAGUGUAAAUGAACUCAUUUCAAUCACUCAAACAAAAACAUACAGGUCAUAUUAGCUGACUAGUACCUUUAUGCUUUUUCUACUUCGACAAUUUCAAUCAUAGUUUAAUUAAUAACCAUUUUCAAUCUAUUAUAGUAAUUCACCGUUUCCACUGUUUUUUAUACCUUUAAAAAGUUACAAUAAAGCUAAAUCUAUAGGAAAUAACGUUAUUUAGUUAUAAAUUUGUUAAGGAAAUCUAGCAGUCAAUCGCUUUCGAUAAAACCUUGACCGACCUUGACCUUGUUAUUACCGUCGCUUGCAACUAACGAUGAACGGUCGCUCAUAAAAACAUCUCCUAUCGUGUGAGAAUCUUAAAGGUGAUCUACAGUCCGUAUGUAAACAAAGCCUUUGUUUAGGGGCCAUUCACAAAGGAUGUCCGGCCAAAUGAUGGAUUUUCAGACCCCCCCCUCCCCCCCUUGUCCGGCAUUGUCCGAAUUAGUGACCCCCCCUCCCCCGGACAUCCGCCAUGCCUCGCAAAAACUCACGCAAUCUUGUAUAUAUCAAGAGUAAAAAACUUUUACUUUUAGAACUUUUUUAUAACUGUAAAUGUGAACACAAAAACAUAUAAAUUACUAAUUAAAACAAAAUCUAGUGUUAACCGCAUAGUCAAAAUGCCAAUUUCACAAUGGGAAGGACUGCUGAAAAUAGAGGGAAAAAAGAAAUUUGUUUUUGAAUUUUUUUAAAUUUCGGACAUCCGGAUUGCUAAAACCCCCUCCCCCCCUGUCCGAGUUUGUCCUGAUUUUCCAAACCCCCCUCCCCCCCCCCCCUCGGCUCGGACAUCCUUUGUGAAUGGCCCCUUACAUUUUUGUGUCCAAAAUAUUGAGCUUUAUUCGACAACUAUUUAUAUUUUCAAGCUUCUAGAGUAUAAUAAAUGAUCAAGAAACAACAGUCAGGCUUUUCAAGAACUCAAAACAUAGUUAAACUGUUUCUAUCAUAAAAAGUGGGCUCAUUUGUGCACAUGCGCAGAUCGGACUGUAGAUCUCCUUUAAGUUUCUUAUUUUGACAUAAAAGCUAUUUUUCAAUAAAUAACAUAACAUAACAGCUAUUUUUCAAUGUUAUUACAGUCAAUUUCAGCUGACUUUUCAUCGUAAGAUUCCGAACUUCGUUCCGAACUUCGCAAAUUCGUUGCGAAGUUCAAAAAUUCAUAAUGAAAUUCACAAACAGGUUUGUAAACAAAGCCUCUGAUUGGCUAUUAAAUCAAACCAGCCAAUGAAAUGCCCAGUUUACAAACCUGUUUGUGAAUUUCAUUAUGAACUUUUGAACUUGGCAACGAAUUUGCGAAGUUCGGAACGAAGUUCGGAAUCUUACGAUGAAAAGUCAGCUGAAAUUGACUGUAAACUUGUUGAUUCAAUAUUUUAAAGGUGAUCUACAGUCCGAUCUGCGCAUGUGCACAAAUGAGCCCACUUUUUACGAUACAAACAGUUUAACUAUGUUUUGAGUUCUUGAAAAGCCUGAUUGUUGUUUCUUGAUCAUUUAUUAUGCUCUAGAAGCUUGAAAAUAUAAAUAGUUGUCGAAUAAAGCUCAAUAUUUUGGACACAAAAAUGUAAACAAAGGCUUUGUUUACAUACGGACUGUAGAUCACCUUUAAGAUUCACGCCAGUUGUACCAAAGGUUAUAAGCGCUAUAUCUCAUCAUAAGUUUCAGAAGGCAUGCAACAUGUACGCACUGCGUACCUAUUUUUAAUCAUUAAUACAGCAGUGGCACUUGGUUUAAGGAAAUAUCCACACUCGGACAAUUAGUGGUGGGAGAAAAACAACAAAAUAUAAUAACUCCGCAUAUACCCAUAUAAUAAAGGGUGGGUUGGAGGGAAUUUUAAAUUUUCGCUUUUUUCUAGAUCUGAUCCCUAGACUUUGCGUGUCAAACACCCAACGACCAUAUGUUGCACGAGCAAUGCAUGUAACGCACACCUCAACAGCGGCACCCAAUUCCAGAUCACGCGUGGUUCACUAGCUAUUAACUUUGGUUGAUAUAUAACCUCAUAUAAACGUUCUCGUUUAGAAAGGAACACUUUUUUGGAAAAGAACACUUUCUCUCUUUUGUUAUUAAAGACCUUUUCAUUAUAGAGUUAUUUUGUCAUUAAAGACCCUUAAUGACAAAAUACGCAAAGGCACGGCAGUAGAUGUCCUUCCCACGUUCUUUUAUCACUGGACUUGGAAUACUGAAACUACUUCUCUUCUUUUAGGCAACUUACGGCAAACUUUUCGGUUGCAUUUGGAAGCACAUUGAAUUCAACAUUUUGCUUCAAGCCUGUUCCUUAUUUUAAAGAACUGUUGUCUGUUUUUAAUGACAUCAAAUCUGGUGUACGUGCCGAACAAGACAUAUCUACAACAAACCAAACGGAUGAAUCUUCUUUCCAGAUGUUUCUGAAGAAAGAAAUGCAAAACUAUGUAAUAUUACUUGAUUCGAUCAUAUCACAACUAGAAGAAGUUGUGUUAGGACUUGAAGGUAGCAUUAGUUUUACAUCAAGCAUGCACGAAGUGGCGAAAGCUGUAUCUAAAGAUCUAGUACCAAAUUCGUGGUCUCGGUAUACAAGCGUCUCUCCAAUCUUGGCAAAAUGGGUAUGUUCUCUGAAGCAGAAAAUUGGUGCAAUCGGUCAGUACAGACGGUGUGAAGUUAAUAAACCGUUGACACUUGAUAUCGGUGCGUUUCUGAAUAAAAAUUCGUUGUUCCAUGCCUUAAUGUCAGACUGGUCAAGAACAAGUGGAAUACUUCUACAUAAGAUAGAAAUCACGUCGGAGGUUUGUUUUAUCUUUAAUUUUAUCUUUAACCACUAAAUUAUGUCUGAGGUUGCUUAAUUAAGGGAAAUAGGUUAAUAAUCUCUUCGGGAAGUUGGGUAAUAAUGUGUUAAUUGGUUAAUUAUCACUUAUUUACUGAGACCGAGGGAAACAGUGUGUUUUGUGGACCCGAGACCGUCGAUGUUUCCCGAGGCAAAGCCGAGGGAAACAUCGACGGUCGAGGGUCCACAAAACACACUGCUUUCCCGAGGUCUCAGUAAAUAAGUGUUUUAUUAUAUAUCAAUAGUCAAAGAAACAACAAAUUAAAGAACAAAUGAACGUAAAUACAUGAAAUAUUUUAUUGUUAAAACGUUAUAUUAAACACUGACUACACUGCAGUUACUUAAAGUGAAAGUUUUAAUUACGUGUCAAAAUGUCCAAAGGUCGUGCCAUGUCCAAAGGUCGCAUCUUCACGUGAUGGCGCACGUGAUUUUUUUGUUAUUCGCCGGUCGAUAACGUAUUAUCUCCCUCUCGCGCUGUUGCGAGGGAGACAGCCUAAUUUCGUCACUCUCGCGUGAUAUGCUCUCAACGAAUAAAACACUAGAAAAAUGCGACUUUGACUAUUGAUAUAUAAUAAUUGUUAAUAUUUAUUUAUUUACAACAUUUGCCAGCAUGUUUUCACGCAGUGUGAAAAAUCAGUUAUAUAUUUCUUUCGGAGAGAAUCGUAUUCAAAGUUCUUGAGUUUUUAAACCAGCCAUAAAAGAAACCAGUUGUGAUGUAAUCAGAGUGGUUCAUAUUUGACGUCCAUUACCACUAGCACUACCUUUCACAGGCUGAAUCUGAUCGCUGAAUAGACAAUUCCAGCUUUUAGUUUAUGCGUGCAGGGGAUGAUGGGAAGUAAGGUAUCACAUUGCUGAUUAUGCUGAAAAAAUAAAAAUGGUGGCCGUGUAAACACGGAGUGAUAGCUUAUACUUGUAAAUAUUGAAAUAUUUCGGUUGUUUCGGUAGUUUUAUAUUAAGAUUUUUCAGCAUAAUCAGCACUAUGAUAUCUUACUUCCCAUCAUUCCCUGCAGGCAUAAACUAAAAGCUGGAAUUGCCUAUUGUAACGAUGACCGUAGUCACAUAUUAAGUAGGUACCAGAUGUGUAACUUCAGUAAAAAAGUUGUCCCACGUUCGCCAUCUUCCUAGCAAGUGUCGUUUGGGUGAUAAUUCGUCAUUUGGUAAGACAUCUUGCUUUUCAAAAAUGCUUUCAACAACUUUAAUUGCUUUCAACAACUUUAAACAUUCAACCACAAAUCCAAUAGAGUGCAAAAGUUCUUGUUUUUCAGGACGCCAUUUUGCUAGCGAUUGUCGUGGGGUGUACAUCUAGGAAAAUUUGAGGGCACGAAGUCUUAUUAAGUUACUCAUCUGGUCAUACUUAAUCUGUGCCGUAGUAGAGGUCAAAAUAUCAACCUCUCUGUUGUCUAAAAGAUGUAUUAGGAAGUAGCCGAUUAUUACCAUUUGCAUUAAAGCGUUACCCCACGCCGCGAUAAAUUCUUCUGGCACUUUUGCGGUUUAGUAUGUUUUUUCAAUGUAUGAUUAAAAUGUACAUACUGUUCAAAAAUAUAUUUAAUUGGUCAAACGAUGGCAAAAACAAUUUAUCCUUGUAACAUUAUUUUUUCGUUUCUUAUUGGCUUGACUCAACACAAAAGAGAAAAUGACUGUUGCAAAACGUAAAGUUACGCCCCAAGUCAUCACUAUUUUGAUAUGCGAAACUUGUACAAUCACGUUGAUAGCAAAACUCAGUGACAACUUUUUAUCGCGGCGUGAGGUAACGCUUGAAUGCAAACGGUAUUAUCAGCCUUUAGAGAAGGGUAGCUAACACCAUGAUAUUUUUCUGGUUUGUUCCAACAGUUGACACAAGAUCAUUCCACAAUGAGCACACCUGUAACGGAUGGCGUGCAAAUGAGAGGAUUUGUCCUUUACAAUGCAUCAUGGAACGAAACCAAAGGCAGUCUCGAGGAAGUCAAAACCUCUGGAAACCAAAGAAUACCAAGCCUCUUAUUAAGACCAUGUGAAAGAGGUGAAACUUUCUCUGCUAAAACGACCAGCAAGAACCAACCAUGCAAAUUUGAUUGCCCAGUGUACUUCUACGAUAAUCUACCUGGUAAAUUUGAGCCAAUCAUUCCUCUAUCAUACGUCACGCUCUCGUCCAGUUUGCCUACUCAUGUUUCCCGACAACGUCAAGUCUUUUUAACUGUUUCGAAUAUUUGAAACGUUCCUUGUUCUAUUCUAAGUUGUAUUUUUUUUAAAUAGAUUGUACAAACCAAAAUAUUAAUAUAUUGUUGUGUACAUAGAUGUAUUUAUUAUUUGAUGAUACGAAGUUUGUAAAGGUAUGAUUUUUGUUGUAAUUUUUAGCAAAAAACUUUAAUACAUAUGUUUUGG